AAUCAAAACAAAAUGAGCCAAAUUGAAAGCAUUUGGGGAAAGGUUCAGCUAAAAUCGUCUCCUGAGAAGUUCUUUGGCUUCUUCAGGAACCAUAUGGGCGAUUUGGUCCAUAUGUUCCCUGACCACUUCCAGAGCUUCCACUUUGUUGAAGGACAAAACUUCGACGAUGGCAGCGUCGUGCACUGGAAAUACCACCUCGGAAUUCCAGAAGCAGUAAAGAUAAAGAUGAAGAAUAGGGAUGAAGCAAGGACCAUAAUUUAUGAAGUUGUUGAAGGAGAUGCACUAAAGCAUUACAAAGUUUUCAGAGCCAAACUUGAAACUGUUAGUGGAGGGUUAAACAAAGUGGGAGGAAGCUUUGCAAAAUGGACAAUUGAGUAUGAAAAGGCUCAUGAAAACGUUCCUUCACCAGAAACCUACAUGGAAUUGGCUCUCAAAGUCAGCAAAGGUCUCGAUGCUUAUCUUUAUCGGAACUAAACCUCUAUAACAACUAAGUGCAUGCCCUAAGUUAAUGCCUUUUCUACUUGGAACUUUUAUGUGUAAUGUAAUGUUAUGUUGUAUAAUUAUGUGGGCUUUGGUGAAAAUGUGUGUUUAUAUUUGAUC
This is a messenger RNA of Cucurbita moschata (crookneck pumpkin), 600 nucleotides long. Its product is annotated as MLP-like protein 34. The transcript has 3 exons. The coding region runs from base 13 to 474 and encodes 153 amino acids. Gene Ontology annotation, biological process: defense response. Lineage: Eukaryota; Viridiplantae; Streptophyta; Magnoliopsida; Cucurbitales; Cucurbitaceae. The record is from RefSeq and is a predicted model, not a curated record.